AACAACAAGCUGAACAACAUGCACUCCUCCAUGCACGACGUCUGGCAGAUCUCCGAGCUGAUCCUGCCCAAGGUGGGCAAGAUCUACCCCAUGAAGCCCGUCGUGAUCGACACUGUGAAGGACUUCAUGUCGAUGGCGACCUCCCAGGUUGCUGGCCUCCAGGAGGCCGCGGACGAGAUCGUGGUCAACGUCGGCCCCAUCGUCGCUGAGCGCAUGCAGUGCACCUGGAGCGCUGCGCUCCCGCGUUCCUCCAUGGGCUGGGCCGCGGCCUCAGCUGGCCCCGCCCCGGGCCUGGGGCCUGACAGCGCGCGCCGUCUGGCCCCAGGGCAGGCCGAGAAG
Prorocentrum cordatum is the source of this 339-nucleotide messenger RNA. The record is from the annotation of a GenBank genome assembly. NCBI's taxonomy places the organism in Eukaryota, Dinophyceae, Prorocentrales, Prorocentraceae.